AUGUCUGCUGGAGAGGACAGCCAUGCGAAGCUCGAAGAGCAGCCCUUUCUUGAAGAUGGUUGGGAACAAGACGGUACCAGCCUGGGCGGCUCGGCACAACCUGACCAUUGGUCGAUCAAAAGCAAAAAGGGUCAGGCAUCCUGGAUCGCUGCCAGCACCAUCGUGAUCCUCGUCACAAUCACCCUCUUCGGUCUCUCCGUCAUUGCGCUCAACAUGGGCACCUCGGCCGGGACAGCUAUUGGCUCGCAAGACACACAGCAGGCAACCGCUUCCUCUUCCUCUUCCUCUUCCUCUGCCCCUGCGACCGUGGCUGAUGAGCCGGCACAGGAUCAAGACGGCGAGGGACAGCAGGAGGGUGAUCAUAAGCAUCCUACUGCACCUGUUUUCAUAGAAGAGCCACAGCAGGAGGAGGAGGAAGAGGAGGACAGUGGAACCCCCUCCGACAAGAAUCGCCUCGUCCAGUAUCACGAAGAUUUACCCAGCAUUCCCAGACUUCGAGAUACCUCGGCGUACAUCCUCGACCGCAGCUGGGCGAUUGACGCCCCCCCGACCACGCGCGAGUUCUUCUGGACUAUUUCAGACGCCCAGCUGAACCCGGACGGCGUGUACCGACCUAUGAUGCUCGUUAACAACCAGUUCCCCGGCCCGUUGGUCGAGUGCAACGAGGGCGACCGGAUAGUGGUGCACGUGGAGAACCGAGCGGCCAACGCGACGGCAAUCCACUUCCACGGGCUGUUCCAGAAUGGUACCAAUGCCAUGGAUGGCACCGUGGGCAUCACGCAGUGCGCCAUUGCGCCCAACUCCAACUUCACAUACACCUUCGAUGUACGCGGCCAGUCGGGCACGUAUUGGUACCACGCGCACCACAGUGCCCAGGCGUCCGACGGGCUCCUGGGCCCCAUGGUCAUCCACUCGACCGACGAGCCCACGCUACAGGAGAUGCACUACGACACCGACAGGGUCGUCAUGGUUCAGGACCACUACCACAACACCACGGCCGAGCUGCUUAUGGACUACCUUCAGCCGGGUAGGGAGAACGACGAGCCCGUCCCGGAGAACGGCCUCAUCAACGGACGCGGGGUGCGAAGCUGCGAGGAAUUCGCCGGGUGGCCCUGCGACGACACAGACGUUACCGCGCCCGUCAUCGAUCUCGUCAGGGGCCAGCGCCACCGCAUCCGCUUCAUCAACGUCGGCGCCUUUGCCGAGUUCCAGAUCCAGUUCGAUGAGCACCCCUUCUACGUCACCGAGGUGGACGGCACAGAUGUGCACCCGGAGCCCUUCCACCGGCUCAACAUCCUGCCUGCGCAGCGCUACAGCGUCAUCCUCGAGGCUAACCUGACCACUACCGACUCCUUUUGGAUGAGGGCGCGCAUGGUGACACACUGCUUCACGCGCGACAAUCCCCUACUCGAGGCCGAGACCCGGGCCAUAGUCCGGUACAUCUACCCUGACGCGGCACUGACGACGACAGACGUGGCCGUCGCCCAGCCAGAGACGGAGAACUGGCCCGAUGCCAUCGAGAUUACCUGCCGCGACCUGAACACAACCUUGCUCAAACCUGUGCGCGCCCAGACGCCACCCCCCUCGGACCACCACGUCAACCUGCGCGCAAACUUCAUGAUUGGCCACUGGACGCUCGCCCGGGGCUUCUUCAACGACUCGACGUGGCACGCCAACUCGACGCACCCGUCGCUGCACCGGCUUCUGGAGUCGGGCCGGUUCAAGUCCCCGUCCGUGUUUGAUGCUCCGGGCCUGUACGCCAACAACGUCGACUUCGACCCGGAGCACGACUUCGUCCUGCAGACCACGGGCGUGCGCACCGUCGACAUCUCCAUCAACAACUUUGACGACGGCGCCCACCCUUUCCACCUGCACGGCCACAAGUUCUACGUCCUCAUCCAGUCGACAAGCGGGUACCCGCCUACGCCCGAGGAGCUCCCCAGGGUACUGGACGAGAGGGGUCUGCUGGAUAAUCCACUGCGGAGGGACACCGUUACCGUGCAGGGCUAUGCGUGGGCCGUGAUCCGCGUGGUGCUCGAUAACCCAGGCCUGUGGGCAUUCCACUGCCACAACGCGUGGCAUGCCGAGUCGGGCAUGGUGAUGCAGUUCCUCAGCAGGGGCGACGUGGUGAAAGAUUGGGAGCUGGCUCCGGAGCAGAAGGACAUCUGUCGACGUCUUGGCGUGGAACGAGGGAUGCGGCCACCGGACAGUCUCUGGUUCGGUAUAAUCUGA
This is a messenger RNA of Geosmithia morbida, 2232 nucleotides long. Its product is annotated as Multicopper oxidase with three cupredoxin domains. Gene Ontology annotation, molecular function: copper ion binding; oxidoreductase activity. Bases 1 to 2232 code for a protein of 743 amino acids. The record is from RefSeq and is a predicted model, not a curated record. The transcript has a single exon. NCBI's taxonomy places the organism in Eukaryota, Fungi, Ascomycota, Sordariomycetes, Hypocreales, Bionectriaceae.